This is a messenger RNA of Paramecium pentaurelia, 612 nucleotides long. The record is from the annotation of a GenBank genome assembly. NCBI's taxonomy places the organism in Eukaryota, Ciliophora, Oligohymenophorea, Peniculida, Parameciidae.
AUGUUAUAAUCAUAAUAAAGUCAUACAGCACCCAUUCAAUCUGCUAGUUACACCGUUACUCUCUUAAAAAAGUAACUAAAAUGUAAUUAAUUGAUCUUAAAUAUAGAAUUGGAAGAAAGUAAAACAAUAGAAGGAGUUUCAGUUGGGUUAGAAGGAAAUAGUUUAUAUUCUUGGAAUAUUAGUUUUGCAGGUCCUUCAGAUACUUUAUAUGAAGGAGGGUAUUUUUAAGCUCUAAUGAAAUUUCCAGAAGAUUAUCCCAAUUCACCUCCAACAUUUAGAUUUUAAACAGAAAUGUGGCAUCCAAAUAGUAUUUUGAAUAUCAUUAACUAUAGUUUAUACUGAUGGAAGAGUUUGCAUUUCAAUUUUACAUGCAUAAGAUGAAUUUAAUGAUUAAGAACCUCCAGAAACAAGGUAUUAUUAGAGACAAUAAUUUUAGAUGGAGACCCAUUCUUACACCAGAAGAUGUAUUAAUAUCUAUAGUUUCAAUAUUAUCCGAACCUAAUAUUAAUUCACCAGCAAAUGUUGAUGCAGGAAUUCAAUUUAGAGAUAGACCUGAUGAAUAUAAGAAAAAAGUUAGAAAAUUAAUUGAUAAAGCAUUAGAAAAUUUGUGAC